This is a messenger RNA of Soboliphyme baturini, 1623 nucleotides long. Lineage: Eukaryota; Metazoa; Nematoda; Enoplea; Dioctophymatida; Soboliphymatidae. The record is from the annotation of a GenBank genome assembly.
AUGGCCUUAAAGAGGUUUUUGUUAUUUUGCUGGUUCGCUUUGCUCCUGGCCUUCGUAGAUGCCGGAAGGGUUCUAAUGAUUCCAUCGUCCAUUCGACCCAGUCAUCGGUUGGUAUUCCACCGACUGGCCGAAGAACUCGUUCGACGAGGGCACGAGGUUGUCAUUUGGCAGGUUGCCUUGAAACAUGACCGCCUAGUGGUCCCGAACGGUGUUAUCGAUCAGCGAUGGAUUGUCUCGGUUCCUGAAGAGUAUAUUCAGGACUUGUUCCUGUACCAGAACACAUCGAUCUACAGUUUCUUAUGGAAAGAGUCAGUCGCGGAGCCAGCACGUAAGGCGGCCAACUGGGCGAUGACGUUGCGCAUGUGCGAAUCUGCCUUGCAGAGCCGAAAACAAGAUUUUCAGAACCUCCUGAAGGAAGAAUUUGACGUGGUGAUCUUGGAUGAUCUGUACGCCCCUUGCGGUCUUUUAUACGUUGGCUUGAAACGGUCGGUAUUCAUCUACUGGUCGAUGACACACAUGCGCACUGAGACGGCGUGGAGCAACGAGAGUCCAAGUAUGCCGUCGUACGUGCCUGUAUCCGGCACGGGGUACACGGAUUCGAUGGACUUCUGGCAACGUGCCUUCAACCUCCUGUCCUAUCUGAAGACGGUGUACGUCCAUCAACGGAUCGUUCUCCGGGCCAUGGAUAAAGUGUUCCAGAAGCUGUACCCUGGCGUCACUGAAACUUUCUACAUCGAACGUAACGCCAGUUUGAACUUCAUCAACACCCCGCCGUUGUUCGACUUUCCUCGGCCAUUCAUGCCUCGCGUGAACUUCGUCGGCGGCCUGCUGUGUCGCGCUGCCCAGAGACUUCCGCCUGACUUGGAAGCUUUCGUCAAUGGCAGCAGUGAGAAACAUGGAUUCGUUCUAUUUACCACUGGAUAUACGAUACCUUGGAAACGCGCUCCACCUCAUAUCAAGGCCAGUUUCGUUGAAGCAUUUCGCUCACUACCUCAUCGUAUCAUUUGGCAGUAUGACGGGGAGCUAAUCAAAAAUCUACCUGAAAACGUGUUCAUCGCGCCAUGGCUCCCUCAACAGGAUCUACUCGGCCAUCCAAAGUGCAAAGGGUACAUUAAUCACGGCGGUUUGAACAGUGUCGUGGAGAGCAUGUGGCACGGAGUGCCCAUCGUCGCGAUACCGAUCUUCACCGACCACGAGGACUACGCGCUGAGGGCUAUCGCGCGCGACGCUGGCAUCAUGAUCAAAAAAUCUAAUGUAACGAAGGCCAACCUUAUCCAUGCCAUUACUGCUAUUACAACGGAAAAGAAAUAUUCGGUUGCCGCCCAAGAAUUCGGAGAUUUGCUGAGGGACGUACCAUAUACAGAGUUGGACCACGCCGCGUUUUGGGUGGAGUUCAUCAUUCGCCACCAGGAAGUACCACACGCCCGUUCCGCAGCGGACGACCUUAACAUACUUCAGUACUUCUUGGUUGACGUCAUUUUGUUCCUGGUCACGUGCCUCAUUUUGCUGGCUGUCAUCAUCUUUUACUGCAUUAAAUACGCGUACGUCGGUUGUUCCAUUUUAGGCAAGUUGGUAUGCCGACUUGUUUACUCUGGCAGAUCUUCGAAGACUAAACGUGAAUAG